CUGGAGCCCCGCAAGGAGCGACGACAGAAAAAUGUCAUUGGAGUUAUUUCGAGACGUGGAUGAAAUUUACUCCGACUUCGGAGGUCGAGAGCUGACCGUAACGGCCAAUAACAACAGCCCCUUCUUCGGAAUGAAGGAAUUCGACAAUGGAUCAUACGUUCCAGAUUCUGGAAUCGAUAUCAGCGUUAUGGACGCUCUCGGAGGUGCCCUCAACUUCACAUACAAAGUCAUGAAACCUGCAGAUGGGAAGUGGGGCGGGCCUCUUCCUGAUGGGACAAUCACUGGCAUGAUCGGGGAAGUUGCCAGAAGAAACGCUCACAUCGCCAUCUGUGAAAUUACUAUCACAGGGCUACGAGAAACUGUGAUCGACUUCACGAGGCCUUAUUUCAUGGAAUCGCUGACGAUUGUCUCAACUGCUCCUGCUGAGAAGAACAGAGCUUUUGCCGCUUUUUCGCCUUUUUCCUCUACGGUCUGGGCGUGCUUAGUUAUCUCAACCAUAGUCAUCGGCCCCGUGCUCUAUCUGGAAACGUUGUUUCUGAAGAGGUUCCUCAAAAUGGAAUUUGGACCACACCACAAUCUGCAGGACUCUUCCUUCAACAUGUUCAGAAGCCUGGUCGUCCAGAAUAAUUGUCUCACAGAAGAUUACCUGGCUCACAAAUUCACGUUCCUUGGCUGGUACCUAUUCUGCUUAAACGUACUAGUGCUCUACUCGGGGACGCUCACAGCCGUGCUGAUAACUCCUACCUUUGAGAAGCCCAUCGAUUAUUUGACCGAUUUACCUGAUGCAGUGAAAGAGGGCGCCACCAUUGCCACUGUUGGAGAUUCGAGCUUUGAAAUGCUUUUCAAGGAAGCCAAAGAAGGCAUCUACAAGGACAUCUGGCAACUUUUCAAUCACAAAGACAGAUCCCAGAGCUUCUUCCCUGGGCCUGACUACGGAUUUGAGAGGAUUAUUCCGAAAAAAGUGAUCUUACUGAAUGCUCAGUUCAAUUCAAGGAUCCGUGCCACCCAGAGGGGUAUCAGCAAGUUCCAUAUAGCAAAACAGUCCUUUUACCCUCAAGGUUAUGGCCUCGUUUGCUUUAGUGGUGCUCCCUUCAUGGGGAAGUUCAACAAAAUGAUAUCGUACAUGGCGGAGGGCGGCCUCAUCAUGAAAUGGGCUGACGACCAGGUGCUCAAGGUGGCCCUGGGGCGGAAGAACACAGAGCAGCUGGACAGUGGAGGAGCUACACCCAUUACACUUAAGCACCUGCAGGCAGCCUUCAUCGUGCUAGCUCUGGGUUACGCGAUAGCAGUGUUGGUGUUGGGAUUUGAAAUCAUUUGGAAAACUUGUUCUUUUGUAUCAGGAUCAGCUGCUGCAAAAUCUUGA
Molecule: messenger RNA, 1363 nt
Organism: Macrobrachium nipponense
Lineage: Eukaryota; Metazoa; Arthropoda; Malacostraca; Decapoda; Palaemonidae
Product: glutamate receptor ionotropic, delta-2-like
Exons: 9
Coding region: 32-1363 (443 amino acids)
Cellular component (GO): membrane
Molecular function (GO): ligand-gated monoatomic ion channel activity
Source: RefSeq, a predicted model, not a curated record